Messenger RNA from Apiotrichum porosum, 528 nucleotides. RefSeq lists its product as uncharacterized. Gene Ontology annotation, cellular component: endomembrane system; membrane. NCBI's taxonomy places the organism in Eukaryota, Fungi, Basidiomycota, Tremellomycetes, Trichosporonales, Trichosporonaceae. The transcript is spliced from 4 exons. Bases 1 to 528 code for a protein of 175 amino acids. The record is from RefSeq and is a predicted model, not a curated record.
AUGACCAUCUCCAGCGCCCUCGCCAACCCGCUCAACACGGCCCUCGUCAUCCCAAUCCUCUACCUCCUGUAUCGCGUCCUCUUCCCUUCUUUCCCGGAGAAGACCAAGCCAGCAACGUCCUACGAGGAGGGCCUGUACAACUGGGCUCCCCCUGCACACCCCAAGACCCGCGUGUACAAAAAGUACACCGUCCACGAGCUCGAGCCCUUCCACGGCAGGACCGAGGGCAGCACCAUCUUGCUUGCUAUUGCGCGUAUCGGAGGCGACGGCAACAUCGAGGAGCGGACCGUCUUUGACGUGACGAACGGCCGCAACUUUUACGGACCAGAGGGCAUGUACGGCAACUUUGCAGGCCGCGACGCGUCGCGCGGUAUGGCCAAGCAGAGCUUUGACGAGGAGAUGCUCACUGCCCUCGACCAGCCGCUCGACACGCUCAAGGACCUGACAAAGGCGGAGAUCGAGAACAUGCACGGCUGGCACCAGCAUUUCUCGGCCAAGUACCCGAUCGUUGGCGGACUGGUGGAGUAG